Molecule: messenger RNA, 2331 nt
Organism: Brassica oleracea var. oleracea
Lineage: Eukaryota; Viridiplantae; Streptophyta; Magnoliopsida; Brassicales; Brassicaceae
Product: receptor-like cytosolic serine/threonine-protein kinase RBK1
Exons: 10
Coding region: 208-2331 (707 amino acids)
Biological process (GO): protein phosphorylation
Molecular function (GO): ATP binding; protein kinase activity
Source: RefSeq, a predicted model, not a curated record
UUGUCUUCUUUCUGAAGAGAGAGCAUCAAAAGCAAAACCAAACCUGCGGUUAAAACUUAUCCCUCUCUGCAACUACAAGACAACAGAGAGAGAGAGAGAGAUACGAUCUUGUCUUCGUUUCGGGAUUAUAUAUAUAACACAAUCAUCAACCAUGUCCUUUUGUCUCUAACGUCAUCCAAAAAGGCAACCUUUGAAACACUAAAAGAGAUGAUAGAAAACAGCAGAGAGGAAGAAGGACGAUUAGGCCGUACGAUUCUCGUCGGCGUGAAGCUAGACGCACCGAGCAGAGAGCUACUCACUUGGGCUCUCGUUAAAGUCGCUGAGCCUGGCGAUACCGUCAUCGCUCUUCACAUCCUUAGCAACGAGAUUGUUGAAAACUCUUCGCUUCUCUCCUUGGUGAAGACCUUCGACUCUGUUCUCGACGUUUACGAAGGCUUCUGCAAUCUAAAACAGGUGGAUCUGAAGCUGAAGCUGUGUCGUGGCGACUCACCUCGUAAGAUGAUAGCUAGAGAAGCCAAAUCGUUCUCCGCGUCGAAAGUUUUAGUUGGAAUCUCUAAAAGUCGUCACAACGCGAUUCGUUCAUCAGCUUCUGUUGCUAAGUACAUAGCCAAGAAGCUGCCAAAGGAUCGUUGGGUUCAUGCUGUUAACAACGGUAAGAUCGUGUUCCAGAGAGAAGGGUCCGUUAACCAUCCUCGAGUUGAGGAAGAUGUAAGGAAGAACAACUUGUUGAAUGUGCUUCAGAGAUCGGUUACAUUAACUACCACUUCCAAAGUCGUUAGCCAUUCAGAGGAGGUCUCCAAGGAAGAUGAAUCUUGUGGCCAGAGUUUGAAGCAAGCCUUAGUGGCUGCUCGUUCUGAGAGUUGUUCGGUUUGUGGUUCUAUAAAUGAUACAACUGCUAGAGCUUCAGAUAGGAGUGAAGAUGAUGAUGAUAAGUGUCUCAAAGCAAAGGAGAUUGUGUCUGAGAAAGGUUCUACAGCUAUGUUGGUUAGGAAACAGCCUGAAGCUAGACCAGGUUGGCCUUUGCUUCGCCGUGCUUUUACUUCAGCAGCACAACCAAUUACAUCUCAUAGGCCUACUUCUCAAUGGGCUUUGAAGCUUCCUCCGAGGAGCAGUAAGCAGAUUGGUCAUGACUCUUGUGAUGGUAUAUUGUCAAGCUUAAACGCUAUCACCACCAAGAAGUCUUCUUCUGACAAUAGUCCAAGAAAGCCACCUAAGGAGCUAGAGGGACUCUAUGAGAGAUUCUCUUCAACCUGCCAGGUCUUCAAAUACAAGGAGCUUGUUUCAGUGACAUCAGACUUCUCCACUGAUAAUUUCAUCGGUAUAGGAGGGAGCAGCCGAGUUUUUAGAGGCUGUUUAUCCAACGGAAGAGAAGUAGCUGUAAAGAUCCUCAAGCAAACAGAAGAUAUCUUGAAUGAUUUCGUCGCUGAGAUCGAGAUCAUCACAACUUUGCACCAUAAGAACGUUAUCUCCCUCUUAGGCUUUUGCUUUGAAGACAACAACUUGUUACUUGUAUACAAUUAUCUCUCAAGAGGAAGCCUAGAAGAGAAUCUUCACGGAGACAAGAAAGAUCCACUUGCGUUUGGUUGGAGCCAGAGGUUUAAAGUAGCUCUGGGAGUAGCAGAGGCAUUAGACUAUCUGCAUAACACUGCUUCACAACCUGUUAUUCACAGAGAUGUUAAGUCAUCUAACAUACUGUUAUCUAAUGAUUAUGAGCCACAGCUUUCUGAUUUUGGGCUGGCGAGGUGGGCGUCUAUAUCCACAACUCACAUUGUCUGCUCAGAUGUGGCUGGAACCUUUGGCUACUUGGCUCCUGAGUACUUUAUGUAUGGUAAGGUGAAUGAUAAGAUAGAUGUGUAUGCAUUUGGUGUUGUUCUACUUGAGUUGCUCUCUGGAAGGAAACCUAUUAGCAGUGGAUGUCCAAAGGGACAAGAGAGUCUUGUCUUGUGGGCUAAACCAAUUCUAGACGAUGGAAAGUAUUCUCAGUUAUUAGACCAGAGUUUGAAGGAUAACAACAAUGGUGAUCAAAUGCAGAGGAUGGCGUUAGCUGCUACUCUUUGUAUUCGACGUAGUCCUCAAGCUAGACCAAAAAUGAGCAUAGUCUUAAAGCUACUCAAAGGCGAUGAAGACACACUCAAAUGGGCAAUGCAACAAGCGAGUAACUCCUCAGAUGAAUCAGAGAUGCUCAAGGAUGAGGAGUGUCAAAGAUCUAACUUGCAGUCACACCUUAAAGUAGCGCUUCUUGAUGUUGAAGAUGACUCUCUCUCCAUGGGAAGCUUUGACCAAGGCGUCUCUGUUGAGGAUUAUCUCAAAGGCAGAAACUCCCUUGACUGA